UUAAGCCAUAAGUCCAUCAUUGUCAUCUAUUCACUUAUUCAUUAGUGCCAUCAGUUUAAAGUCUGACUCUGCGACUCGCUGAUGAGUUGAACUGACAAAGUGGUGAAGUCAGGACGGGCUGUGACAGGGACUCAUAUCAGAGGCUGUAUCAUUGCUAGGGCUCUUAUCGGCCUCUCUUGUUAGGAUAGUAUCUUAGGGACACGUGGACCUCACCAUGAUGAUGAUGGAACACGAGGAGGUGACGGUAGUCAACCCGGAGAGCCCGUACUCGGAUGAUCUGAAGACUGAGCGUAGCACCCCGGACAUGAUGGAAUCACCGCGUCACUCAUACACGCCCGAUGUCCACGCCAUGGUCGGAUCGCCCAUGCCAUCACAACCUAUCGAAAUCAGCGUAACCGCGGGUUCGCCCUCGCAGUGUAGCAUGGGACAGGGGAGUCCGGAUCCGGGCCAUAUCAGGAGGAACUCGCCGGGGUUACGGUGUGUCGUAUGCGGGGACGUCUCAAGCGGGAAACAUUACGGGAUCCUUGCCUGUAACGGUUGCAGUGGAUUCUUUAAAAGGAGUGUGCGACGAAAACUAAUAUACAGAUGCCAAGCGGGAACGGGCAUGUGUAACAUAGACAAGGCCCACAGGAACCAGUGCCAAGCUUGUCGGUUAAAGAAGUGUAUGUCCAUGGGCAUGAAUAAGGAUGCACUUCGAGAGGUUAUUACAACAAAACCACAACCUAGUCUUUCCAUUUCUGAUCCAGCUGUCCAGAAUGAGCGCCAACCGAGGAACAGUGCCCAAGUACGCCAGGACCAGCUUGAGUCGACGCUGGAAUCACCCAUUACUGCCACAGCUUACACCGUGUCCGCCACACACCCUGCCUUCAUGCCUGGAGCGGGCCACCAUUACAUACCAAGAUAUGUCCAUCCUGAACAGAUGGAGAGACAGACAAGAGACAUUGAACAAGAGCCACAUGAAAACCUAGUCGAUGUUCAGGCAGAGUACGUGAAACGACAACAACCGCACCAGACACCGCAGGCCAUUACUGAUGGCAUUGGCUACAACACAGACCGAGAGAGUAUCUAUGAGUGCUCGGCAAGGCUACUCUUCAUGGCAGUCAAGUGGGCUAAAAAUCUACCGUCCUUUGCCAACCUGCCAUUCAGAGAUCAGGUGAUCUUGCUCGAAGAAACGUGGAGUGAGUUGUACCUUCUUUGUGCAAUCCAAUGGUGUAUGUCAGUAGACUCCUCGCCCCUUCUCUCACCCUCUGAGCAUGCGCACCACGCCAGUAAUGGAAAGACGAACACUGUCUUGACUGACGUCAGAACGUUACAAGAGGUUGUGGCGAAGUUCAAGGCGAUGAGAGUCGAACCGGAGGAAUUCGCCUGUUUGAAAGCUAUCGUUCUCUUUAGACCUGAUACCCGAGGUCUGAAAGAUCCCAAACAAGUUGAGAACCUACAGGAUCAAGCUCAGAUCAUGCUUGGCCAACAGAUGAGAGCACAGCAUCCAACACAGCCAACUAGAAAGGGGAACGAUGUAGGCCUACAUGUUUAUGUUCAGCACAUAAUUCGGUUUGGUCGCCUUCUCCUUAUGCUGCCGCUACUCAAGCUGGUCAACUCUGACCGAAUCGAGUCCAUGUUCUUCACCAAGAUGAUCGGCAGUACGCCCAUGGAACAACUACUCUGCGACAUGUUCAAAAGCUGAGCGAGGAAUCAAGACAAUGACUUUGAUGAACUCUGCAUUGUUAAGAUAAUGACUUUUGGGUAGAUAUUCGUGCAAUUCAGUAAAAUGUGCGGAUGUGCGCGUAUCUUUUGGAUUACGGCAUUCUCACUAGACUCUUUCGAACUGACUUUGUGUCUAAAAGAUACUGCAAUUAAAGGGAGAUAUUCUCGGCGACGACUGAAACAUUGCCAUUUUGGGUCAAUUGACUAAAAUAAGAGGCACGGCAUCAUGCUUUGAAAAGCUAUGGAAGAGUGUUUUUUAAAUUUCUUAAAGAGAGCCAUGGGCAUUUGUCCAUGUACUUCUAGGGACAAAUCAUAUUUCUUUUGAGGACAAUAUGUGCAUCAGGCCAUCUGUCAUUUGGCACAUGAAGCAGCAAGUGAAACCUGCGAUCACAUAACACAAUAACUCAGCCUUAGAAAUUACACCUGUGUGUGUCUGAACUGACUGCGGGAGGGAAAGGUUUCUUUUUAGCAAGGUCUAAACCCCAUGCUGUGGAGGUCUUGGGAACAAUGUCAACGCGAAGAUGCUGGAUGCCGGGUUGAAUGACACUGCGAUCCUGGGGAGUCAGUGCAAGACAGUUAGACACAGUGGCCGGGGUCUCCCUGCAGUGACGAGAUUAGCAGUUUAUCAUCAUUACAGUUUCUGUAUUUUUCUCACAAAAUCAGAAGAUUGGGAAAUUGAAAGAGCCAGUUAUUACUGUAGACGUGCGUCAUACAGGAAGUAGUCCAAUUGCCUCGAUAUUUAUAACAUAUGGUAGGUGCACACGACGUUGUGUAGCCGAUACAAAAAUGUACAUGUAGUACUCUAUAUGUUCACAGUGGCUAUCAUAACUGAGUACUUCUGCGCAAAACUUUUUAAACUACUUAGUACAUUGACAAAUAUGUGUAGGUGAGGGCCAGUAUUUAAAUAAUAAACACACUACACAUUGUCGUCUCAUCAUCAUCUUAUAGGCUGUAUUAUGUUUCUCAUUGUUUCUGGUUCCAGUUGUUGUAUUUAAACCACAUCACAAUUGUUAGUAAUUUAUUUUGGCAAGGUUUGUACAUUGCAGAGGAAAUCAUUCUCGAGGUUGUGUUGUAAACUAAUUUCUACAACCCUAAAUGUAAUUAUGAUAUUGAA
Molecule: messenger RNA, 2818 nt
Organism: Lineus longissimus
Lineage: Eukaryota; Metazoa; Nemertea; Pilidiophora; Heteronemertea; Lineidae
Product: photoreceptor-specific nuclear receptor-like
Exons: 9
Coding region: 215-1684 (489 amino acids)
Biological process (GO): positive regulation of transcription by RNA polymerase II; cell differentiation; anatomical structure development
Molecular function (GO): zinc ion binding; RNA polymerase II cis-regulatory region sequence-specific DNA binding; nuclear receptor activity
Source: RefSeq, a predicted model, not a curated record